AAUAUGGUCGCCGUGAAAAUAUAAACAAACAACGUUGUUUUCGAGUCUAACUUGUGUAAAAGUCAGUUAUCCUUUGAUAAAGUUACGCUGGUAUGCCUCUAAGAUAUUAAACUGCGUUGGUGGUGAUCUAAAAGUCCGAUGAACUCUUAGUGGAAAGAAUUAGUAUUCUCACAACGUUGAAAUCGGAAAUCCUACAAACCUGUUGGUAAUUAUGGUUAUUUGCCAGUACUUUCUGAAAGGGACGUGUAAAUUUGGCGAUCGAUGUCGAAACGAGCAUCGCAAACAAGACAACAGGGGCUCGUAUAACCAAGGCGGUCGUAACCAGAGAAAUUUUCAGCAAGGUUCCCGUGGCUAUAAUAAUGGUGAUCGGUAUAGUGAUGGCGCCGGUAGGAAUACUGGUGGUGGUCAUUAUGACAAGGGUUCUGGUCAUGAUGCCAGAGGUUUUGGUGGUAGUUAUAAUCAAGGUUCCAGGAAAAAUUAUCAGCAAGAUCGAGGGAAUUUCAGGGGUGGUCACGGUGGAGGUGGUGGUCACCGUGAUGGUGGUGGUUACCGUGAUGGUGGUGGUUACCAUGAUGGUGAUCGUUACCGUGAUGGUAGUCAGGGCCAUGGUUUUGGUGGAAGUCAUGGUGGUUACCAUGAUGGUGAUCGUUACAGUGAUGGUGGUCAUGGCCGGAGUUAUGGUGAAAGUCAUGGUGGGCGAAACUACAGCAAAGACAGGUACCACUAUGAUGCCAGAGAUAAGAACAGGUUUGCUGCAUUAACUCACCAGCCCGAGCCAGAACCACCAAGUUUCCAUAGCAACAGACCACAGCGAGGACGAACACAUUCAACAACCAGUCAGCACUCAAUACCUCUUGAUCAGAAAGUCGACAGAAUAAGGAAAGAUAUGAAAGACUGGGACGAGAGCGGACAAUGGCCAUUGUCUUGUUAUGCUCCGUUUGUGAACGAGCAAUGUUUGAAUGGCUUUCUUGACAUCUCUCCAGAGGAGAUGAGAAGCGAUGCUUAUAAAGCAAAUAUUGAUGGAAAUGUUGCAGCUUAUGCACAAUCACUUCAACAAACCUUGGGAAGGCAAAGACAUAGAAGACAAGAAUUGGCAACCAUCUCAUCUUCGACGCUCGAAGAAGAUUUAUCACGAUCAUCUCAGGCAGAUACUGGAGUUCCUGGUGGAUUAUUUGGUAACCUGGCGGAGUCCUCAAUAUUUGGUGAAAAUAUGUCAACGACGUCAACUAGCAUACUAGGACCCAGUCCACAAAGCAUGUUUACUUCAGAGGCAGUUCCCUCAAAUCCCCCGACAACCUCUUCUACCCUCUUUGCACCCUCGUCUACUCCCUUUAGAUCCGCACAAUCCAAUAAUACCCCGUCGAGUACAUCUAUGUUUGGUCGACCUGAUGGGAACUUAUCCAACACUAAAACUUCUACCGAUGGGGCUACGCCAUCGGUUACAAUGACGUCAUUACGAUGCAGCGAAGAAGACUUGAAGGCAUUUAAGGCGGAAUAUUUUGUAAUGGGUGCCAUACCUGAAUGCCCGCCACCUCUUGAACUUUGUUGACUGAUCUAUAUAAUUUAGAAUAUAAAAUUUAUAUGUAUAUAUUAGACUAACAUGUGU
Messenger RNA from Dendronephthya gigantea, 1606 nucleotides. RefSeq names its product nucleoporin-like protein 2. Bases 212 to 1549 code for a protein of 445 amino acids. The transcript is spliced from 8 exons. Gene Ontology annotation, molecular function: metal ion binding. NCBI's taxonomy places the organism in Eukaryota, Metazoa, Cnidaria, Anthozoa, Malacalcyonacea, Nephtheidae. The record is from RefSeq and is a predicted model, not a curated record.